Halteromyces radiatus is the source of this 1305-nucleotide messenger RNA. RefSeq lists its product as uncharacterized. Lineage: Eukaryota; Fungi; Mucoromycota; Mucoromycetes; Mucorales; Cunninghamellaceae. Bases 233 to 1276 code for a protein of 347 amino acids. The transcript is spliced from 2 exons. The record is from RefSeq and is a predicted model, not a curated record.
CUCAUCCGAGGCAAUUUGAGAUAUCCACCGAGUAUUUUCAAUCUAUGACAAUAAUAACGCGGUUCCUUUUUCAGUAUGUAUAUACCAAAAAAAAAAAAGAGCCUAGUUGAUCUUUUAUCAACAUCAUUCAUAUCGUCAACGACAGUAUCGGUAAAUACAACUGUAUCAUGAUACAAAGUCAAAAGGCUUCAGAAAAAUAUGGCCGUACAUAUAUAAAAAGAGGUACUUCUCAAUGACAAAAAAAAAAAGUUUCCUUCUUCCUUAUCAAUUUUCUGAAAUCAUCCCUUUUGUUGAUACAACACACAGACAACGCACACAUAUAUACAAUAUGCGUACGAAUCGAGUUCUUUCCCUCCUUGCCGUGAUCGCUCUUGUAGUCUCAGCCAAGGCAGCAGAAGAUGAUGUAGAUUAUUCAGAGGAUGGUCUAGUGGAUGCUGAUGCAGCAACAUUGGUAUCAACAACAACCAUCACCAAGACAUUUUAUGGUCAACCCACUACUGCACCUGAAGAAAAACCUGAAAGGGAUAAUGAAGAACAAGAAGAAGAAGAAUUAUUAGAUGAAGAGAAUGGUGAUCAAGAAAAGAAAAAAGACAGACCUCGUAAAGAAAAGCAUGAUGGUGAUUUUUUUGAACCUCCUGAACCUUCCUACACAACCGUCACCACUACAUCAUAUACUGCCACACGCACAAAGAAACCUAAGCAUGAUAAGACUCGUACUACCACAAAGACAUAUCAAGCGUCCCCCACAAGUGAAAAUAAGAAACCAACUCCCCAACCUACUAAUAAUCCUCCUGCCACAUCGUCCAAAUCAUCAUCAUCAUCAUCAUCAUCCAAAUCAUCAUCAUCGUCAUCAUCAUCAUCAAGCCGUCCAUCCGAUAUGAAAAAGGUGCCUAGUAGUUCCUCUUCAAUGAGCGUGAGUGUGACCAAUAGUGGCAGUAGUCGUACACCUCGUCCUUUGAGUAACAGUCUCAAUGCACGUCCACCUUCAUCAGCCAAUGGUUCACGUGCCAUUAUUGCUACCACUCCCUCAGCAUCACCAUCAUCAUCAUUAUCUAAGGUAUCUUCACUAUCUGCAUCUAUGAAACCCUCUGGUGUGUCAUUGAAUAUGUCAUCCUCCCCUACAAACAGUGUUGCCCAUCCUACCACGGUCGAUACCAAUGUCAAUAGAAAAAUCGGCCCUUCUGCCGUGACCAGUAGUACAAAUCAUGCUGGUCAUAUCGUGCCUACUGGUAGUUUGACUUUGGCUUGUAUCAUGGCAUUCAUCGCAGCUUUUUAAGUCCAUCCUUUUUUUUUUUUUAAUCUAAU